Molecule: messenger RNA, 429 nt
Organism: Fomitopsis serialis
Lineage: Eukaryota; Fungi; Basidiomycota; Agaricomycetes; Polyporales; Fomitopsidaceae
Product: thioredoxin
Exons: 4
Coding region: 1-429 (142 amino acids)
Cellular component (GO): cytoplasm
Molecular function (GO): protein-disulfide reductase activity; oxidoreductase activity, acting on a sulfur group of donors, disulfide as acceptor
Source: RefSeq, a predicted model, not a curated record
AUGUCUGCUCGUCUUGCAACCCGAACGAUAUUCUCUGCUCUUCGCUCGUCUAGACAUCAAGUCCGAUCAUUCCACUCGACGCUCACACGCAGCGAAAUCUUCCACAAUGCCAACGCCGAGACAUUCAAAACGGCAGUAUCGAACGAGGACAAGGUCGUCCUCGUAGACUUCUACGCUGACUGGUGCAACCCAUGCAAGAUGCUCUCGCCCAUCCUCGAGAACGUCGCCACGGAUACCCAGACUCAAACAGGCAGCGGCGCCGCCGUAGACCUCGUCACCGUGGACACCGAUGCCGAAACGGACCUGGCGAUGGAGUACAAUGUCCGCUCGCUGCCCACCGUCGUGGCCUUCCGAGAUGGCAAACCGGUGAACAAAUUUAUCGGCGCGCUCCCAGAGGCGCAGGUCCGCGCCUUCCUGCGAUCCCUCUAA